Messenger RNA from Vicia villosa (hairy vetch), 2529 nucleotides. RefSeq lists its product as uncharacterized. Bases 421 to 2307 code for a protein of 628 amino acids. The transcript has 5 exons. Gene Ontology annotation, molecular function: protein kinase binding. Lineage: Eukaryota; Viridiplantae; Streptophyta; Magnoliopsida; Fabales; Fabaceae. The record is from RefSeq and is a predicted model, not a curated record. Gene Ontology annotation, cellular component: cytoplasm.
UAUUCAAUUCAAUUCAAUACAAUACAAUACAAUACAAAUCAGUUAUUUAUUCUCUCUUUUCGCUUCCAAGUAGCCACCGCCUCUCUCUCCAAUUUCGUUCUUCUUUCUCAGUUUCCGCAUCAAUGUUCGCAUCAUUCAUGCCGCGGUUUUGAGGUGAAAAAGUUAUUGGUGGAGAUUUAAGAAGGAGAAAGAUUUACUGCAUACACAACUCUGGCCAAUUUUAUAGAGAUAGCUGCAUCUACUGGAACAGACUUUGAUCUUGUGUUUUUCGGUUUCGGGUUUUGUUCUCACAGGUUUCCAGAUAUUGUUCUGUUCCAUCCUAUGGAUUAUGGCUAACAAUCGAUACAAUGUGAUUGCUUUUGAGAUGGAAGUGGUAAUUUGAUUUCAUAGAAAGUGUGAGAAUAGGUUUUGUAUUUUGAGAUGGCAAUGUUUAGGUGCUUUUCGAUUUCGAAUGAGACUAAGGUGAAAAAAAAGGCUGUGAAAGAAAAAUCUUCGAAAGAGAGUUUCAAUACUCUAAUUUCCAAACUACAACACUCGGUGUCAUCUGAGUCGCGUGAUUUGGAGCGAACCACUUUUGAUCUUACUGUAACCAAUGGUUUUCAGAAAAACUCGGGGAGCAAUGUUAGGGUUAUGCGUCUUGAGAGUCCUGUGAAAGCUGGAAACUCGCCCUCAAUCAAGAGGGAGCUCUCGGAUUUUGAUCUUCAAUCUGAUGAACCUGUUGCAAACAAGGAAGUUGAUGAUCCGAAAGAGAAAAGCCAAGUCAACGCUGAAUUGGAAGAUCGAAGCGAUGAAUACAGCCGAAAGAAUGAUGAUACAAACCGUAGUGGACAUGUGAGUGAUCCUGGUAUUGGGAAAUCUGAUUUUCUAGGUUCUCCAAAGCUCAAGCGGUCGUGCUCGAACAUUGAAAAUAAUGAUGUUCACAGGCAGAUGAAUGAAUACUUAUCUCCUUCAAAUUCGCCAUCUUUUGAAGACUUUCGCGAUUUAUUGGCAAACCCGAUGGUUAAUCUUAAGAGGUCUAGGUCUGUGAAAAGUGACUACAGUGCUGAUAGAGUAAUGUUGAAACGACAUUCUUCGAGUCAAGUACUUCCUUCUGGAAGUAAAAAAUUGCGGUUGAAGUUGUUCCUCUGGAGUCAGAGGAACAUACAUAGAACAUUCUCUAGAAAAUCGAAAAUUGUUCCUGCUAUUAGUUCUCUAAGCGAUCAACUAGGGUAUUCUUCCGACACCCUCGAAGCAAAACAGUUGAAGGGAAUGAAACAUUUGCAAUCCUCUGUGUCCUUUCCUGCGCAAUCCAUUAGUAAAAUCAUCAAUGGCGAUGAUCAAAUGCAGAACAGAUUUCGUAACCAAUGGCUUGCUUUCUCGACAGAAUCAUCUUCUUAUGCCAGGGUGGAUGCAUGGGUCAAAGAUCUUGAAAUUCAGGAACCAGUUCUCGAGGACGGUGUUCUUGAUUACAACGCCGGAAGCAUUUCCUUCCCAUCUUUUCCUGAUGCAGGUAGAUCAAUGAUAGGAAGCACAUCUCAAUUGUUUGAUACAAAUUCCAAUCUUUCAAAGGAUAUUUUGAAAGCCAAUAGUAUAGUCCAGUCUCUGAAUCCAGGUUCAUCGGUUGCUCACAUAUCCGGCUUUGGUAUAAAAGCCAUCCCCGCAAUAUCAUACUUCUCCAAUCUCCGCUCUGUCAAUUUGUCCAGCAAUUUCAUAGUUAGCAUCAUACCAGGAUGUCUCCCAAAGAGUGUUCAAACACUUAAUUUAUCAAGAAACAAGAUUAGCACCAUCGAUGGCCUCAAAGAAUUGACCCGAUUGCGAGUACUUGACCUGAGUUACAACUGCAUCUCAAGAAUUGGACAAGGUUUAUCAAGCUGUACACUUAUCAAGGAGCUAUAUCUUGCUGGAAACAAGAUAAACGAUAUCGAGGGGCUACAUAGGUUGUUCAAGCUAACAGUUCUGGACUUGAGCUUCAACAAAAUCACGACAACGAAAUCGUUAGGUCAGCUCGUGGCUAACUACAACUCACUCCAGGCUCUUAAUCUACUCGGAAAUGCUAUUCAAAGAAACAUCGGUGACGAACAGCUACACAAAUCUGUAUCUGGUCUUCUUCCAAAGCUGGUGUUUCUGAACAAACUUCCCGUGUUUCUGAACAAACAACCUCUCAAGAAUAAAAGGGCGGCACGGAAUAUAUUUAUCGAAAGUGUUGCCAAUGCCGCACUUGGGAACAGCAAGAAACGGAGCUCCGAAAGAAGAUCGAUGAAUCGAGUUGGUCAACUGCGAGAAGGAUCGAGUGGGGCGUCAAAAAGCAGGAACGGGACAAGGAGGUGAAAUUCAAGCGGAUUGUUGCAUGUAGAAGGAACAACUCAUCACAGAUACAUGUUCAGUUUGGUGUUUAGAAUGUUUCAUUUGUAUAUAAAUAAGAGGAGACUUAUUUGGGUCUUUUACAAUGCCUCAUGUUUAUACCAUAAUAAGAGGAAACUGUGUUAUGUAAUUGAAUAAUGUUUUUUGUUUUGUUAAGUAUUGAAGUGAAGAGUUUGGAACUUGAUAUGA